Lethenteron reissneri (Far Eastern brook lamprey) is the source of this 1826-nucleotide messenger RNA. RefSeq lists its product as uncharacterized. Gene Ontology annotation, molecular function: calcium ion binding. Gene Ontology annotation, biological process: heterophilic cell-cell adhesion; establishment or maintenance of epithelial cell apical/basal polarity. Lineage: Eukaryota; Metazoa; Chordata; Hyperoartia; Petromyzontiformes; Petromyzontidae. Gene Ontology annotation, cellular component: plasma membrane; protein-containing complex. The record is from RefSeq and is a predicted model, not a curated record.
CUUCCACAACACCUAUGUCAGACACCACAACUACGUCUCCAUCCACCAUUACCUCAGAAUCGACAACUUCACGUACUGAAACGAUUUCAACAGCUGCAACAUCUCCAUUGUCAACAACACCUUUCACAUCGGCGACUGCAAGAACUUCCAAUAUAGAAACGAUGUCAACAUCAGGUGCAACUUCUCCAUUGUCAACAACAUCAUUCACAUCGCCAACAGAAUCGUAUUCUUCGACAACACCUACGUCAGACACUACAACUAUUUUCACAUCCACCAUUACCUCAGAAUCGUUAACUUCAAGCACUGAAUCUGGUUCAACAGCAGCAGCAACUCCUCCACUAUCAACAACACCAUUUACAUCAGCGACUGCAACAACUUCCAGUAUAGUAAUGGUGUCAACAUCAGGAACAACAUCUCCAUUGUCAACAACGUCAUUCACAUCAUCAACAGCACCGUUUUCUUCGACAACACCUAUGUCAGACACAACUAUUUCCCAAUCCACCAUAACCUCAGAAUCAACUUCCAACAUUGAAUCUAUCUCAACAGUAGCAGCAACUUCUGCAUUGUCAACAAGACCAUUCACAUCUCCUACUACAACGUUUUCUUCCACAACACCUACAUCAAACACUAUAACUAUUUCUUCGUCCACCAUUUCCUCAGAAUCAACAACUUCAAAUACUGAAUCUGGCUCAACACCAGCAGCAACAUCUCCAUUGUCAACAACACAAUUUACAUCAGCGAAUGCAACAACUUCCAGUAGAGUAACGGUGUCAACAUCAGUAGCAACAUCUCCUUUAUCGACAACAUUCACAUCGCCAACAGAACCGUUCUCUUCGACAACACCUACGUCAGACACUACAACUAUUUUCACAUCCACCAUUACCUCAGAAUCGACAACUUCGAGCACUGAAUAUUUCUCAACAGCAGCAACAACGUCUCCAUUGUCAACAACACCAAUCACAUCUCCGACUACGAAGAUUUCUUCCACAACAACUACUCCAGCUAAUACACCCUGUUCUCUGCCUUGCACCAAUGGAAUGUGCUUCAUUGAUCCCAGCACAAAAAACUCCACCUGCCAAUGCAAUACAGGAUACGAACUACAUGAAGGUCAACCCAACUGCUUCGACAUCAAUGAAUGUGAGACACUGCCUCAACGGUGUGAACAAGACUGUGUCAACACUGUUGGAAGCUAUGUUUGUUCUUGCUUCCCCGGGUUUGAAGUGAACUCCACUAACAUUCACGGAUGUGUAGAUAUCAAUGAAUGUCUAAGCAAACCUUGUAAAAACAAUGGGACGUGCCAGAACCUGGAUAAUGCCUAUUCCUGUCAGUGUGCUCGUGGAUGGACGGGCACCAACUGUGACCAAGAUAUAAAUGAAUGCCUCACAAGCCCAUGCAAGCACGGGAGCAGCUGUAAUAACAACCCGGGGUCAUUCACCUGUGAAUGUUUAACAGGCUGGACUGGACUCCUCUGCUCAGAAAAUGUUAAUGACUGCAUGUCAAAUCCUUGCAUGCACGGCCAGUGUGUGGAUGGGCUCAAUCAAUUCUUCUGUGAAUGUGCCAAGGGAUGGACAGGAAACUUAUGUGACAAAAACGUUGACGACUGCAAAGACAUGCCGCUGUGCCUAAAUGACGGAACUUGCAACGAUCUUGUCAAUGGAGUCAACUGCACUUGUGCCCCAGGGUUCAUGGGAGAAUUCUGCGAAUAUAGUAAGCGCUCACGUGGUCAAGUGUGAGAUGAUCGCACGUUGUUUUCUCCCCAACGUUAUGCACUUUCCAGUUUGAAAAUGGGCAGCACAGCGUCGAAGUGAGAUAUUGACGACUGCACU